This is a messenger RNA of Penicillium cosmopolitanum, 2892 nucleotides long. RefSeq lists its product as uncharacterized. The record is from RefSeq and is a predicted model, not a curated record. Lineage: Eukaryota; Fungi; Ascomycota; Eurotiomycetes; Eurotiales; Aspergillaceae. The transcript has a single exon. Bases 1 to 2892 code for a protein of 963 amino acids.
AUGUCGGACGAUCAGCCCCGCAGAAGUCGGCGAUCCUCCAUCUCCGAGCAUAUUCAGCGCGUCUUUAAUGUGGAUCGACUGGAUAAGGUAAAUGAACUCCAUCCUUUCUCCCCUGCAUUUGCAUUUGACCUUGUGUUAACCUGCCCGAAGAAACGCGCGAGCGAUGGCUUUCAGGCGGAUCAGGCGAGGAACGCUGCCUUGGUACCCAAGUCCGAAAUCACCAUCGGCUUCGACGUCGGUGCUGGUGCCGGCAGCACUAUCGCUGGCGAAACCAUGCCCAGUUCUUUGACACAUUCCUCUCGGAAUUCUCGCCUGCCAUCCGUCAGUACGCCGGGUUCAAGUCCCCCAGUGCAUCCAGUGCGGGUUCAAGAUGAAGACCCCAAACAACCGGCUUCAGAUAUGAGUACCCCUAAUGCUAAUACCAAUACCAACACUACCAACAAUGCGAGUACCGCCGACAUAGAUCUCAUCUGCAGAUCUCCAACCUGGGAGAAAGACGUCAAUCGCAAAGAACGACGCGCCACCAAGCGACUCGAGGCAGAGCGCAAAGAGCUCGAAAAGCGCCUCUCUCAUCUUGAAGAGGCCCAAUUCAAAUUAGAUCAAGGCAUCUACGACAGAAAUUCUCGCCGCUUGACGAAAAAGCAACCUCUAGGCAGCUCAACCCGCUCAUCAAGUGCCAAUACCGAAAGACCCAGAUCAUCAAGCUUCACCUCACUUUUCUCCUCCAAGCGACGAUCUCGAUCGCGAGCGAGUUCAAUGACUGGCAGUGAUAGGGAAUCGCGUAGCUCGAUCGAGAAUGGACCUCCAACACUCCCCUUAACGCUGCCUGAACAGUUCGGUACUGCCGUCUCUCGUGAACUCGCAACCCGCCACGGAACAAGUCUGGUACCGUCGCAUCAGAUGCCUCGGACGCUGCACCACACUACGGCCAAGUCAGAUGAUCUUCGUGAGAACUGGAAGGUGGCUGAAGAAUGGAAGGAAAAGAAUGGAGGCACGGAGCCAAAGAACACUGUGACAUCGAGAAGGGCAUCAUUCAGAUCAAAAUUCACAAGGUCGGAUAAGCAUGCUCCCAAUGGAUCCUCCACUGGCUAUCCCCCCAGUAAGGCUAUGGCUACACCUCAUCCAACUACCCAUGCACAUUCGCAGGCGACGGAACUAUCUGCAGAUCUCGACCGCGAUUCUUUCACCGCAGCACUUCGAGUCGAGAGAAACGCGCCAGGCGUGGCAAGCAGAAACCACAACGUAUCAAUUCCUAAUGGUUCCCUUCCUCCGCGGAAUCAGAGCCCGAGAAAUACUGCACAGCUUGAAGCUUGCCCACCAGCUUCAGUCAUAGCGGCCCGUCAAGCAAACAACGCGCUACGUACUCCCCCAGAGAACUCUCCCACUCAAACUAGCCCUAAGGCUUUCCAUGGCUCGACAGCGAUAGCCGCAUCAACACCGGGGAAUUUCCCAAAGAAAGGCCGAGUCGAUAGUAGUCCAAAGACCUACAAGUCCUCUCCUCUGGCCCUGAAUCCCUUCACAAACAAAGAUGUCGAUCAAAAGAAGGAGCGGUCUUCAAAAUCUGCAACACAGCCCGCUGGUCAUGGUCAUGGCAAUACGACGCCGUCUCGUCUCCCCGAGGGACAAGGACAAGGACAAGGACAAGGACAAGGACAGAGAGAACAAGGUCGUUUGAAUACGAAUGGCUUCAAGAAAUCAAGCCCACCAACCCACCCAGUGGCGGACCAUUUGGUCACUGCCAAAAUGCAAGCUCCUGCCACUUCCCAGCACCAACGCCCAGCAAGUGAAAAGUCAAAAGAGAACCGGCCUACGAGUGUAGUCUCACCCGAUCCGAAAGCCGAACAUAUGCAAAGAGAGGCAAAUAUGUCCCCUCUAAUGGUUCCGCCACUGAAACAUUCUGGCAGACGGUCCACGAUCAUCACGCCGGGGAGCCUGAAGUCAAACAACGAGGCACAGGGGGCACCAAUCGUCGUGGCAGAGACACAGGAGGCAUCGGCACUGGCACCGACACCAGCACUCGAUCAAGUGAACUCGAAGACUGAUUCCACACGCCGGGUCUACCAACUCACGGACGGAGGUCCAGGCAAUACCUCUAUGCAAAGCAUACACCGACCGGGACAUAGUCGAACAUCAUCGCAUUCAUCAUACGGGGGAUCGAGCUACGACACAGCAGAUGAGGAAGUUCUGGAUAUAUCCAAAGCUCAUACAAAAAUGAAACCUCAGCCCUCGUCACCUCAGACCUCGCCUUCUGAAGCCGCCAAGGCCCAAGCUCAAGCAUCCAACUUCCAAGCUCCAAAGUCCCCCAACACAAACCCACCCAUGAGUACUCAAUUGCAAGAUACCGGAACAAAUGGAAUAACCAACUCAAACGUCCAUUUCCCCAUUCCCAGGACAAAUCCAAAUCCACCCCUCGUCCCGGACGGUCCAAUCGCAAUGAUGAGAUCAAAUCUAGUCCAACGCACAAAAAAGCCACUAAAGGACCAAGUCCUCGCAAAACUAUUCGUCAUCUGCUGCUCUUGCAAAUACUGGCAUGACAUGCCGUCGGAGAUAUACGCCCGACUAGCAUGUCCAGAGCGCCUCCCAUCCGAGUCUCGUCUCGUUCGCACGUUUUCUCGCAAAAGUUCUUCGCGGCGGAACUCGAUUUUCUCUUCUUCUUCAGAUCCGUCGGGCAGGGGACUACCGAGUCAAUUAAGGGUGCAAAAUCCUUUGAAUAAGGGUACUGGCGGUGGUGGUGCUGAGAAUUGUAGUCCCGAGAAGCUAAAUGGAAAUGACAAUGGAAAUGGCGCUUCUGCGUUGGUGCCUGUUCAAUGCAAUUGGUGUGGACAUGGUAUGACCAGGGCUUGUUGCCAGGGGUGGACUACUCUUGUCCAAAUGCGCGACAGACAUCACUAA